Messenger RNA from Dujonia railenensis, 2739 nucleotides. NCBI's taxonomy places the organism in Eukaryota, Fungi, Ascomycota, Pichiomycetes, Serinales, Debaryomycetaceae. The record is from the annotation of a GenBank genome assembly.
AUGGAAUUCACUCAACCUACUCAACCUCAAACUCAACCUACUCAGCAAUCUCCAUUAACUCAGGACAGCACAAAUGAUUUGGACAAAAACAUCAUAUGUAGAUUAAUAUGUACAACGGGCCAGUAUAACUACUUUGAUUUGUCAGUGGAGGACUUACUGCCGGAUUCUAAAUCUCGAGUAUGGACCUUUGGAAGAAAUCAGGACUGUGAUUUCUUAUUGACGCUGUGCACAAGGUUAUCAAAUCGUCAUUUCAAGCUUUGGUUUAACCAGGAAAACAAAACGGUGUGGAUACAGGACACUUCCACCAACGGAACCAAUUUAAAUGGUCAUAGACUAGUAAAGGGCUCCAACUACAUUUUGAAUCAAGGAGACGAAAUAGCGGUUGGGGUAGGCGUACCUAAAGACGUUGUGAAAUUUGUGGUUUUAUUUGCAGACCAAUACAACCCUUCCAAGUCCAGUCAGAGCCAAUCGGCUUAUAAGGAUGAACAAGGCAUCUUGAAGGAUUUCAUAAUCAAGAAUGAAGUAAUAGGACAAGGAGCAUUCGCCACAGUAAAGAAGGUCAUUGAAAGAUCUUCUGGGAAGUCAUAUGCGGUUAAGAUCAUAAAUCGUAGAAAGGCAUUGAACACUAGCAGUGCUGUUGGUGGUGUAGAUAGAGAAUUGUCGAUCUUGAGGAAAUUAAACCACCCAAAUAUAGUUUACUUAAAGUCUUUUUAUGAGGAUAUGGACAAUUACUAUUUGGUGAUGGAAUUCGUUCCUGGAGGAGAUUUGAUGGAUUUUGUUGCAGCCAAUGGUGCCAUAGGUGAAGAUGCAUGUCAAGUGAUAACAAAACAAAUCUUGGAUGGAAUUGCUUACGUCCAUAAAAUGGGAAUAUCGCAUAGAGAUUUGAAGCCUGAUAAUAUCCUUAUUAUGCAAGAUGAUCCGAUAUUAGUUAAAAUAACUGAUUUUGGUUUAGCCAAGAUUAGUGACAAUGCAACUUUCAUGAAGACAUUCUGCGGUACUUUAGCAUAUUUGGCUCCCGAAGUUAUAAGUGGAAAAUACGAACAUCAACAGCAUCAUGUGGACCCAAAAACUAACGCAAGAAGUAGUAACUAUUCGUGUUUAGUUGAUAUUUGGUCUUUGGGAUGUCUAGUUUAUGUUCUUUUAACAUCGCAUUUACCAUUUAAUGGAAAGACUCAAGAACAAAUGUUUCAAAAGAUCCAAUCAGGAGAAUAUCACGAAUCUCCUUUAAACUCCUACAAAAUUUCCAAAAAUGCAAGAGAUUUUUUAAAUUGCUGCCUUCAAGUAAAUCCAAGAUUAAGAUUCUCUGCAUCUGAAGCUUUAAAGCAUGUGUGGUUGGCUGGAGUUGAUUCAGUGCCAGAUGAUGACAGCCAAGAAGGAGCAGAUCUGCAAAAGGUAAUUAGUUUAUCCCAAUCUCAGUCUCAACAGUCACGUAAGAAUAAUAAUGGAAGUGGAGGGGAAGGAGCAAGUGGUAUAUUUAAUAUGUCUAUGAGCAAAAUUGAUGAAGAUAUAAUGAAGAGGCCAUUGGUGGAGAAUAAGAAAACUAAAGCAAAUGAAUUUAAGAUACCUAAAAGAGUUAUUCCUCUACCACAAUCACAGCAACCCUUAUCACAGCAGCGUCAACUGCAACCAUCACAACCACAUCGAUAUGGCGCAGGGAAGCCAAACCUGCAGUUGCCUGAUUCUAUUCCCGAAGAUGAAAAAGAGCAUCUCAAGCUUACAUCAUCUAAUGAAAAUAGCCCAGAUUUGGGAAUCCCAAUGAUUUCAAAAUAUGGCAUUAAAGAAGUGUUGAAACGUAAGCAUUCAUUGGACGAUAGUGGUAGCAGUGGUAGUGGAGAUGGUGAUGUCAUCUCACCUUCUGAUAGGAAGAGAAUUAAGCCACAAAUCAUCGAUAAAGUUGAUCUUUCAUCAUUGAAUAUAUCUCAAAGGUUCGGAGGAGGAGCAGAUGUACCACAAACAUCAAACAUUUGGUCACAGGAUGCACACCAAGAAGCUUCCAAUGGUAUUAAGAUGGAUAAUAAUGACACUACUAGUAAUGAACUGGAAAUCCCAAUUGAUACAUUUAUGGCACUUGUGCCGUUAUCCCAAUCACUCUCUAAGAAGCCUAUAUACAUACGACAAGGUGUCAAUCCAUUUUCAAUUGGACGUCAUGAAUCAUGUGAUAUUUUCAUUAAUGAUGAUAGAAUGUCUAAAAUUCAUUGUUUGUUCAAUAAGAAGAGACAUCCGGUCUUGGAAUUAUCAAUAUAUGAAAGUCCCGCUCACUGUCUUGAUGAUGUUUGGUUAUUGGAUUGCAGUACUAACUCAUGCUUAGUGAAUGGCGUGAUAUUAGGAAAGGGACGUAAAGUUCAAUUGUUCGAUGGAGAUAAGGUAGAAUUCUUCAAUGAUUCAAGAUCCGAAGAAUCGAUAGGAUAUUCUGUCAAAAUUUGUGAUUCAACGGGUUUGUUUAAUUCUGGUGAAAGAACAGCCGAUAUGGACCAUAAAUUUGUUAACGUUAUAAAGCAAGAUUUCAAUGACGCCAAACUUCGUCCAAGGAUACAUGAAUCACUGGCUGAGUCAUCCGAGCUCAAUGGUAAAUCCAAUAAAUUAUCUGCUACAGGACCUUUUAUUGCAAAUGCUGUUAAUCAAGCACGACCACAGAGAAAGCUGAAUGAACAAAGCAAGCUUAGUAUAGUCCUGGGAAGUCAAACAAAAAGAGCUGAUUUAAAAGUUGGCCAAGAAAGACCUACUAAUUCUUGGAUAUAA